Messenger RNA from Malus domestica (apple), 1126 nucleotides. RefSeq lists its product as uncharacterized. Gene Ontology annotation, biological process: rRNA base methylation. Gene Ontology annotation, cellular component: cytoplasm. Gene Ontology annotation, molecular function: rRNA (uridine-N3-)-methyltransferase activity. NCBI's taxonomy places the organism in Eukaryota, Viridiplantae, Streptophyta, Magnoliopsida, Rosales, Rosaceae. The record is from RefSeq and is a predicted model, not a curated record.
GGCAAAACAAUGCUGAGAUAGUAGAAGAAGAAGAACAGAAUCACUGAAUCAGUCAAAUGGAAGUGUUUAGCUUUGAGAAAAGGAUUAAGAAUUACAGCAACUACCAGAAGAUACUGUUAGUGGGAGAAGGAGACUUCUCUUUUGCCGUUUGCUUGGCCAGAGCUUUUGGCUUCGCUGUCAACAUGGUUGCCACUUCUCUCGACUCCAGAGAGUCGUUAAUGGUGAAUUAUUCAAAAGCUAUAAGCAAUGUGAAGGAAUUAGAGUCCAGGGGAUGCAUUGUAUUGCAUGAGGUAGAUGUCCACAGCAUGAGCAGGCACCCUUUCCUGAUUAGUGUACGCUUUGAUCGCAUAAUCUAUAAUUUUCCUCACGCCGGUUACUUGCAUGGCUCCCGUUCCUGUGAACGCAACAUGUUCCAGAUUUGGUUUCAUCAGGAUUUGGUCAGGGGAUUCUUUGAGAAUGCAAGACAAAUGCUGACCAGGGUAGGAGAAAUUCAUGUGACACACAAGACAACAUUUCCUUUUAGUGAAUGGAAAAUAGUGGAGUUAGCUUAUAUGGCUGGAUUAUAUUUGGUUCAUGAAGAACAAUUCUCGAUAUGGGAUUACCCAGGUUAUGAAAAUAAGAGAGGAGCUGGGAUGUGUGAUCAAACUUUUCCUAUUGGAAUGUGUAGCACCUUCAAAUUUGCCGAGAUGUUGUACCGUUCUACCACUUCUGGUUUCCACCUUGGCGCUACUUCUUCGGGUCCAUGGUCUGGAUAUUCUGGAAUUAAGGGUCCUCACAUGCAACUGCCAUUUUACACAUAAAGUGAUAUUGAUUGCUGGUAAGAAGUAGUAUAGAGAGUACGCUUUUCGAUCUAUAGGCAUUGGGAUUCUUCAUGAAACAUGAGUCCCCUUGUUUCUUUCCCUGUAACAUCAGAAGUUUUACUUACCAGCUUAGUUUUGAAAGGAUGGUCUUGUAAUUUGAUCAUUAACUUGGCAGUACCAGGCUUGUUGUAUAUGAUUUUUAGUAGAAAAUCAAAGACCAAGCUUUGUAAGAUGAUAUUUCUUUGGACAAUUGUAGGAUGAUCCUAGUCAAAUACAUUAUAUGGCUGUAUAUAUUCCUAUUCUGAUGAUGAACUGCAGUUUCUAUU